This is a messenger RNA of Trypanosoma conorhini, 546 nucleotides long. Its product is annotated as nascent polypeptide associated complex subunit. Gene Ontology annotation, cellular component: cytoplasm; nascent polypeptide-associated complex. The transcript has a single exon. Bases 1 to 546 code for a protein of 181 amino acids. The record is from RefSeq and is a predicted model, not a curated record. Lineage: Eukaryota; Euglenozoa; Kinetoplastea; Trypanosomatida; Trypanosomatidae. Gene Ontology annotation, biological process: protein targeting to membrane.
AUGUCCGCCCCGCAAGUGCAGAACCCCCCCGUGGAGGACGACGAGGUUCCUACCCUGGAGGCCGCUGAAGUCCCACAGGCCGCUAAGCCGACCAAGCGCUACGCAAAGGCCAUGGCAAAGAUGGGCCUUAAGCCGGAACCGAACGUCGUCAAGGUGCACAUCCGCAAGCACGGGACCCUCUCCUUCAUGGUGAACCAGCCAGAGCUCUACCGUUUCCCUGGCACCAACACCUUCCUUAUCUUUGGUGAGGCCCAACUCGGGGAGACUGGGAUGGAGGCGCAAGAGGCUGCCGCCCGCGCCGUCUCGGGCGUGGUCCCGGAGACGGAGUCCCGCGUUGAGGAGGUGGCCGCGACGGCCGAACCCUCUGAGACCGCCGUUCCCGCACCUGCAACGGAGGGCGCAGACGCAGAGGACGCUGGCGACUUGGACGAAAAGGAAAUCAAUGUUGUGAUGCGCCAGGGUCUCACCGACCGCGCUGGUGCCAUCCGGGCUCUCAAGAACAACAAGGGCGAUAUCGUGAACGCCAUCUUGGAGCUGACAAUGUGA